AUGCCUCUCCGCGUCUUCGUCACGACCUUCCGCACGUUCCCCUACAAACACUGGACCCUCAACGUGCAGCAUCCCACCGAAUCAGGCCGUUUCGAAUGUUUUCAGAUCGGCGGCGCGGCACACAAAUUCUCCUACGACACUCGCGUUGUCAGAAACCCCGAGACCACCCGCCGAUGGGCGGAAUCGAUCGAGCUCGGGCAGAUCUCUGAAGAACAACUCGAGCGGAUGCGGGAGUUGGCGGAGAAGGAAGCGAUGAACAACGAAGACAAGGACUGGCAUUGUCAGCGAUGGACUCUUGCGCUGGUGAAGAGAUUGAGGGACGAGGGCGUCAUUCAGCCCACGGAGGAGAACAUGGAGAGGUUGCAGGGGCUGUACGAGAGAUAUCCUUCUGCUUGGGACUGGGCGUGUUUGGCGUACGACUUCAACCGCGUCUUGGCUAUUAAUGCUUUUGAGACCGCUCGGGACUACUUCAUGAAGAGCAAAGACUCGCCAGAGGAGGCCGUCUCGGCGGACUCGUAG
Messenger RNA from Lecanosticta acicola, 519 nucleotides. NCBI's taxonomy places the organism in Eukaryota, Fungi, Ascomycota, Dothideomycetes, Mycosphaerellales, Mycosphaerellaceae. The record is from the annotation of a GenBank genome assembly.